This is a messenger RNA of Tribolium castaneum (red flour beetle), 1311 nucleotides long. RefSeq names its product glyoxylate/hydroxypyruvate reductase A. Bases 228 to 1199 code for a protein of 323 amino acids. NCBI's taxonomy places the organism in Eukaryota, Metazoa, Arthropoda, Insecta, Coleoptera, Tenebrionidae. Gene Ontology annotation, molecular function: NAD binding. The record is from RefSeq and is a predicted model, not a curated record. The transcript has 5 exons.
UUUUUAGGUUAAAGUGGCGCGAAAUUCUAAUGUGUAAAACUUGGAGGACACCAUAAUGUGGUUAAUUCAAAUUAUCGCAUUGUUAUUGAUCAAUUUACGCAAGAACGCACCUCUAUCUUACUAAUUUUUUUUUCAAAGUUGUUACUGACGAUGAGACGUUAAGGUUAUGUAAUUAAAGAAAAACAGAUAAAUGCAAGUGCUUCUCACGUGCUUCAUGGUGUGUCGAAAUGGCCUCGGUUGUAUCAGUCCUAAGUAAAACCCCAAAUUUACUAAAAGAAUUGAUAAGGGCCUUACCUAGUGUAACUUUCCACGAAGUCCAAGACCCAGAACAUGAUGCACAAUUCAAACGGUCUGAAAUUCUAGUCUGCGAUUUUGAUUUAGUGGGAAAUUACUUGUAUGAUCUCCCCAAUACCAAAUGGAUGCAAGGAACAUGGGCAGGUGUUGACAAACUUAUGCCCUUGAUCCAAAACAAACCACUGCCCUACCAAAUAACGAGGUUUACGGGGGACCACUUUGGCAGAAUAAUGGGCGAAUACGUGGUUGCACACAUUGUAAACCACGAACGGAAUUUGUGCGAAUUGAGAGAUUAUCAACGGAAGACGCUGUGGCACAAAGAGGGCAAAGUUAACGACUAUCGCAUUAUUUCGGACUUAACAGUAGGGAUUCUGGGUGUGGGCAACAUCGGCAGCAAAAUCGGGAAAAUAUUACAUAUGCUAGGGGCUACAAUUUUCGCGCUUGGGCGCCGACCAGCACUACCACCAGGCGAUGGUUAUAGCCAUGUCUCAAGCUAUCACACCAAAGAAACACUACCGUCCCUUUUAAAAGAGUGCGAUUACAUUGUUAGUGUAUUGCCCUCAACUCGGGAAACUGACGGUUUGUUGGAUAAUGAUGUUUUAAAAAAUUGUGCAGAUAAAGGAAGCGUUUUGAUAAAUAUAGGUCGAAGCAAUAUUCUCUCUGAGGACUCACUGAUUAAAGCAAUCAAGAACAGGUGGUUAUCAGGGGCCGUUUUAGACGUUUUUGACGUCGAACCUUUGCCCGAAUGUAGCCCCCUUUGGUCAAUCAAAGAGAUAACAAUCACUCCCCACGUGGCAGGCAUGAGCCGCGCUAGAGACAUUGCAGAGCAGUUUUGUACCAACUACAACAUGUACAUAAAGCAACAGUCACUGCCGGCAGUCGUAGACAUCACAAAGGGAUACUAAACACCUAGUGAACAGUAACUUUAUUCCAUAUAAAUUAAAAAAUGCCACUAUAUACAAAAUAAAUACAAUAUAAAGAAUAGAUUAUACUGACAAUAAAAUUACUGAAAACUGA